Messenger RNA from Laetiporus sulphureus 93-53, 3147 nucleotides. RefSeq names its product AAA-domain-containing protein. Gene Ontology annotation, cellular component: peroxisome; cytosol; peroxisomal membrane. NCBI's taxonomy places the organism in Eukaryota, Fungi, Basidiomycota, Agaricomycetes, Polyporales, Laetiporaceae. Bases 1 to 3147 code for a protein of 1048 amino acids. Gene Ontology annotation, molecular function: ATP binding; ATP hydrolysis activity. The record is from RefSeq and is a predicted model, not a curated record. The transcript is spliced from 20 exons. Gene Ontology annotation, biological process: protein import into peroxisome matrix.
AUGCCUCGCCGAGCCCGGAUUCACUGUGUCUCGCUACGCUCGUCUUUGGUUCAUCUUCCGGUCUCUAUCUACGGUCCACUAUUAGAACGGCAGAUACGGCCGCAGAACCUUGCAGUGCACUUGUCUUUGGUCUCGUCAAGCAGACGAUCGUCCGGUAAUGAGAGCCGCAAGGUGGAGGCUUAUGUCGGCUGGACUGGCAUGGCCGCUGCAUCUUCCUAUGCCCACUAUCAGUCCGGAGGGUCCAGUGAGAAGGGGUUGGAAACGAUUGAGAUCGACCCGCAGUAUGCCGAGAGCCUCGGGUUUGCCUUGGGAGACGUGGUGGAGAUUGCUCUUUUACAUGACCUUCCUUCUGCAACGUCUGUGACCGCAGAACCAGUAACUUCGGAUGACUGGGAGAUCAUCGAAAUACACGCUUCGCACGUGGAGGAAACUCUUCUCUCCCAGGUCAGAGUCGCCGUAGUAGGGCAGGAGAUCGAUGUCUGGGUCAUGGGUCGCACCAGAGUCCGGCUGAAAGUCGUGUCUCUCGAGCCGCGUGGAAGAGCGGCGCUGUUAGCCACAAACACUGAAGUGAGCAUAGCACCAAAGCCUCAUGCGAAGUCAUCGGCGGCAGGGCGCGGCCGUUCGGUGAACGGUGAGUCCCCACGCCCAAAGCACCACAUCGCCAAAGGGAAGACGGACGGUUUCAGCACUGACAAGGGCAUGUCCGAGGCCAAGCCGCAGGCGAAGAAGAGGCCAGCACGGACAAUGCGGGUCUUGCCGCGACGGAACGUGCCUUCACCGACAUCCUCAGACGCUUCGCCAGAUCUCGUCAUAGCGUACGUAUCUCGAGCUACGCUAGCUGCGCUCAAUACAGACUCUGCCGCUGUGUCUGAGCUACACAGCUGGAAAGCGACUCUGCGGCGCUUGCCGCCGCCUGCAGAUCCCUCACAAGAUUCCUCGUCAAGUGCUACAUCUAUACCUCCAGCACCUCGGAUACUCAAACCUAACGGAGACAAGGGGGCAGAGAAGCCACCCGUGGCUCAAGAUGACGAAGUGAUCUUGACUUGGUCAGCUGCAAUUCCGAUACCGGAGGGGCAUAUUAUGCUUCAAGGUAAUGUGGACGGCAUCGAAGACUUUGAUCUCGUCCGCGUAUCCUUCAUCAAAGAACAUGUACUGCUUUCAGCGGAAGAGUUUCAGCUUGAGGACGCUGAAAACGAACCUCCAGAAACGAAGCGCAGGCACGGCCUAGCGGGCGUUGAUGACAUCCUGACCACAUGCACGCAAUUCUGCCUCACGCAUUUUGCGCUGCACGCCUUCAGCGGAAGGAUUCGCGGGACGCCUGGAUUAAUCGUAACAGGGCGUUCCGGUGCGGGGAAGACGUCGCUCGUGCGUGCCGUUGCAGACUCCAUGCAGGAAGAUUCCCGGACAUUAGCUUACAUACUGUACGUCGAUAUAGCAAAGUACUACGAAGCACCGAUAAGCAAAAUCCGCUCGUACUUCAAAUACUGGAUGGACAAGGCGGCGUGGCAUCGGCCAUCCGUGCUCAUUCUGGACAACAUCGAUAAACUGAUGGGCGCAGAACUCGAGCAUGCAGAUUCCUUCCGCAGCCGACACAUCGCUGAGUUGUUCCUGUCAACCUUUGGACGCUCCGCGCGCACUGCAGCGCCCAAUGCGAACGGCGUAAUCCUCCUCGCCACCGCCGAAUCACAGGCUGCGUUGCAUCCGUCACUCAACUCCUCGCAUCUAUUCCAGGAGGUCGUCGCGCUCAAGCCGCCAGGGAAGGACGCUAGACGAGACAUUCUCGCGCAGCUGGUGCGGGAGCGCAUGAACACGUCGAAUAUCGUGCAAGACCUUUCUGCGCCACUGAACUUCACGGCGCUGGCGACGCAGACGGAGGGAUAUUCGGCGACGGAUCUCAAGGACUUCGUGGCGAGGGCGGUGCAUCGCGCUGCUAUUCGGUCGACUGGGCUGGAUGACAGCGAGAGUUCUUCUACUGCGCUGCUCCAUGCAGACUUCGCAUCGGCGCAAGUGGACUUUGUUCCGUUGUCGUUACGUGAUGUCAAAUUGCAGAAGUCCGAAGUCGAGUGGGCUGACGUCGGAGGACUGCGUGAAACGAAGCGAGUGCUCCGUGAGACUCUAGAGUGGCCGACCAAGUACGGGCCUAUCUUCGCCCAGUCUCCAUUGCGCCUGCGUUCUGGACUAUUGCUGUAUGGGUACCCAGGAUGCGGGAAGACGCUCCUCGCAUCGGCCGUCGCGAAGGAAUGCGGGCUCAACUUCAUCAGCAUCAAAGGCCCGGAGUUGCUCAACAAGUACAUCGGUGCCAGCGAGAAGUCGGUGCGGGAUCUGUUUGAGCGUGCAAGCGCAGCGAAGCCUUGCGUGCUGUUCUUCGACGAGUUUGACUCUAUCGCACCGAAAAGAGGUCAUGACAGUACUGGAGUCACGGACCGCGUGGUUAAUCAGCUGUUGACGCAGAUGGACGGUGCGGAGGGUCUUGAGGGUGUCUAUGUCCUCGCUGCUACAAGUCGGCCCGACUUGAUAGAUUCUGCCUUGCUGCGUCCAGGCCGUCUGGACAAAUCGCUCCUCUGCGACAUGCCGAAUACAGAAGAACGUCGGGAGGUCCUCGAAACGCUUGGGCGCAAGACGACCAUCGCGCCCUCUGUCAACCUCGACGCCCUCGCGCGCGACACGGAGGGCUUCUCGGGCGCGGACCUGCAGGCGCUCGUGUACAAUGCGCAUCUGGAAGUCAUCCACGAUACCAUCUCGUCGCACGCGAUCAACGGGACUGCGAACGGAGCUGAUCACACGUCCGAGCAAGACGACUCAGAGCCUGUGGAGUACACCGUCCUCGGAAUGACUGAUGCAGAACAGGCGCGCGUGCUCUCAAGGGCGGAGGAGUCUGCGUUCCAGAAGCGGUUGCAGCAGGUAUUGAGGAAGCCGGACGCGGCGAAAACUGCGCCAGGCGGACCAGGAGGCGAUGUGGGCAGGCCGAAACAUGAGAUCACGGAGGAGCACCUGCGCAGGGUGUUCAAGACGACCCGGCCAUCUGUUCCCCCAGAGGAACGCGUACGGCUGGAACGGAUAUACCGUAUGUUCAUCUCGGAUCGGAGUGGCGAGAUGCCUCUUCCUCCGGAAGGGACGGAUGUGGGCAGCAGGAUGACACUUAUGUAG